This is a messenger RNA of Lactuca virosa, 429 nucleotides long. NCBI's taxonomy places the organism in Eukaryota, Viridiplantae, Streptophyta, Magnoliopsida, Asterales, Asteraceae. The record is from the annotation of a GenBank genome assembly.
AUGGAUAUGGACAACUGGAAUGCAAUUGUAAAGCGAUGGGGUCAAGGGAUGGUUUUCCAUCAUUUCAUUAGAGAUAUUGUGACACCUUUUAGCAGCAAUGAGAAGGCGGAGGAAGUUGAAGAGUUUUUUGGAAGCAGAGUGAGUCCUUCAUUUAGUAGGAACUUGAAGCAAAGCAUUGAACAGAUUCGAAUAAAAGCCAGGUGGAUUGAAAAAGUUAGGAAAGAGGAAUCUCUUAUUCCUAAGUUAGCUAGAGGGUUGACCAGAAGUCCAAUGCUCACAUAAUCACAACACCCAAAGCAUUUGCUAAUGAUUCUUGCUCUCUUAUAAAAAUCAUUCUUUAUAAAUAUAUUACAAAGUACUUAUAUAUAUAAUUUAUGUACAGAAGUCACUAUCAACUAAAAGCAUUCAAAUGAUAAUCCAUAAUUUGCA